CGAGGUAGUUGCUAACCUGAAAAUUUGUGUUUCGAAUUUCCUGCUACAUUUGCAAUCUCCGACAGUUUACACCCCUUGCCUACACAUUGCUCAGUAUGCCUUUUCUCAAGUCAGCGCUUGGUGGCUUGGCUGCAAUGGUAGCUUUCGCCUGUGCUGCGACAGACUAUGGAACCGAGGAAGAAAUGGGCCCGGCUGCCUUCAUGUGGCCGGCUGACAGAGUCUGGGCAGCCUCCAUGGACAAUACCGCUCCUUGUGGUUCUGUUGCAAGCCCCGGAAAUAGAAGCGAGUUUCCGAUGCAGAGUGCACAUGUUGCUUUGGUCGUCCAGGACGAGUCUUAUACUAUCCAGCUGAGCAUCUCUUACCUGUCAAAUCCCAAACGCAACUCGGACUUCACGGUGCUUAUCGACAGCGAUGAAUUCGAAUCCAUGAACCCCGGCCAUACUUGCGUAUCCGUUCCGGACGCUGUCGACUCCGUUAGCGCUGGCGACAAGGCAACCCUCCAGAUCAAGUACAUUGCAGACUUUGAUUCUUCCGAGAACCAGACCUUCUAUGCCUGCGCCGACGUCACAUACGUGGAGCUCACAAACUUUGACGAGUCUGUCCCAUGUUUCAAUGCUACCACAUCGGACGACGAUGAUUCUUCUUCGUCGUCCUCGUCGUCGACUUCAUCAUCGUCUGCGUCGUCUAGCAGCACUGCCAGUUCCGACUCGAGCAAGUCCAGUUCGGGUGGCCUUUCCAAGGGCGCUAUUGCUGGCAUUGUCGUUGGCUCAGUUGGCGGUGUCUCUCUGGUUGCUCUGGCUGCCCUGCUUAUCUACAGACAAAAGAACAAGCGUCUCAAUGCACUCAGGCAGCAACAUUCGGCUAGAGGAGUAAACUGGACGGAACAGCCCCCCAAGAACUCCCAGUCUUCUACAGGGAGUGUCAGGCUGAAUGACAUGUCUUAGAGAAUUAAGUGGUGGUGCUACGGCUUGGAAGGGGUGUGAGUGGGUGUAGGAAUUUCUAAUGGUGGUAAUGCAUUAUGCUGGGAUGAACAUCUUUGACUAAAUCACACAAUCAUCCAUCAAUCCAUGAUUGGCACGAGAUCAUUUAGGGAGCUGGUUGGAAGUCAUGAUAACAACUUUUGAGCACAAACAUGGU
Ilyonectria robusta is the source of this 1137-nucleotide messenger RNA. RefSeq lists its product as uncharacterized. The record is from RefSeq and is a predicted model, not a curated record. Lineage: Eukaryota; Fungi; Ascomycota; Sordariomycetes; Hypocreales; Nectriaceae. Bases 96 to 944 code for a protein of 282 amino acids. The transcript is spliced from 3 exons.